UUUUUAGAGAUUGAGAUCUGACCCCAUUUUUUUGCUUAACACACAAAAAAUCCUCGGGCAGAGGAAAAAGUUUAUAGCGACUCAAUUUCUCUAAAAGGGUCUCUUCUUCUUCGUUUGGUUUAUCUUCAGAUCUCCAUUUGUCUCUCUCUCUCCCUCUCUCCCUUUCACGGAUCAAUCCUCUGUUUUUUUUUAUAGAAACAAUGGGCGUUGAAUUUGUAAACUCUGGUGGAUUUGAGGUUGCUCCGGCUCCGUUCGAGGGGAAACCCGAAAAGAACGGAGGAAAAGGAGAUGAAGUCUCUAUCAAGUUUGGUUCACACGGUGAGCCACCAAAGAAAGCCGAAGAGAAUAUCAACAAAGUGUUGAACUCUGAUGCACCAAAAAAUGCUGCAGAAGAGUGGCCUGCGGCCAAGCAGAUCCGCUCUUUCUACUUUGUUAAAUACCGUUCUUACACUGACCCGAAAAUGAAAGCUAAGCUUGAGCUAGCUGAUAAAGAGCUUGAAAAGUUGAACAAAGCUCGGAGUGGAGUUUUGGACAAGUUGAGAGCUAAGAGGGCCGAGAGAUCAGAGUUAUUUGAUCUUCUGGACCCGUUGAAGUCAGAGCGUAAGGGAUUCAACACUAUGUUUGAUGAGAAAAGAAAGGAAAUGGAACCAUUGCAGCAAGCACUGGGAAAGCUAAGGAGCAAUGAUGGUGGGAGUGCUCGUGGCCCUGCUAUCUGUUCCUCCGAGGAAGAGCUCAAUAGUAUGAUAUACAGCUAUCAGUAUCGGAUUCAACAUGAAAGCAUUCCCUUAACCGAGGAGAAGCAGAUUCUCAAAGAGAUCAGGCUGCUUGAAGGGACAAGAGAUAAGGUCAUUGCUAAUGCGGCAAUGAGAGCCAAAAUCAAAGAAUCUAUGGGUCAGAAGGAUGAUAUCCAAGGUCAAGUUAAGUUAAUGGGUGCUGGUUUGGAUGGAGUGAAAAAGGAGAGACAAGCAAUUUCAGCAAGGAUCAAUGAGCUGAGUGAGAAGUUGAAAGCUACGAAAGAUGAGAUUCAGGUACUGGAGAAUGAGCUCAAGACUGUGAGCGAAAAGAGAGACAAAGCCUAUUCAAACAUUCAUGACCUCAGGAAGCAACGGGAUGAGACGAAUUCCGAGUAUUACCAAAACCGUACUAUGUUGAACAAAGCUAGAGACUUGGCUGCACAAAAGAACAUAAGCGAGCUUGAGGCACUCUCCACUGCCGAGGUUGAGAAAUUUAUUGCCCUUUGGUGCAGUAAGAAGAAUUUCAGAGAAGCUUAUGAGAAGAGAAUCUUGCAAUCACUUGAUAGUAGGCAGCUGAGCCGAGAUGGACGGAUGAGGAACCCCGAAGAGAAGCCUCUGAUUGCUCCAGAGGCACCACCAUCAAAGGCAACGCCUUCUGAAACUGAGGCUGUCCCUAAAGCUGAGGCAAAGCCGCAGCCAAAGGAGGAACCAGUCACUGCACCUAAACCAGAUGCUACUGUUGCUCAGAAUACUGAGAAAGCUAAAGAUGCAGUAAAAGUAAAAAAUGUUGCAAAUGAAGAUGAUGAUGAUGAAGUAUAUGGUCUUGGAAAGCCGCAGAAGGAAGAAAAACCGGUUGAUGCAGCUACGGCAAAGGAAAUGAGAAAGCAAGAGGAGAUUGCCAAAGCCAAGCAAGCCAUGGAAAGGAAGAAGAAGCUGGCAGAGAAAGCUGCUGCUAAAGCUGCUAUAAGAGCUCAAAAGGAAGCUGAGAAGAAAGAAAAGAAGGAGCAAGAGAAGAAAGCCAAGAAGAAGACCGGAGGCAACACAGAAACCGAGGCUGAGGAAGUUCCAGAAGCUUCUGAGGAGGAGAUUGAAGCUCCGGUGCAGGAGGAGAAACCGCAGAAGGAAAAAGUCUUUAAGGAGAAACCAAUAAGGAACAGGACCCGCGGUAGAGGACCAGAAACGCUCCCGAGAGCGAUCCUUAAGCGUAAGAAGUCGACUAAUUACUGGGCUUAUGCUGCUCCAGCGGCUCUGGUGGUACUGUUGCUUCUUGUCUUGGGUUACUCCUACGUUCUCUAGAUCGAACGGAGAGAUCAAGCGAAGGUGUCUUGUUGGAGUUUGGAAUACUUAAAAACUGGAUUUUUGCCUUCUUGACUCUUAAAAAACUCAUAAGCUUAUGCAUCAUUUACAUACGAGUAGAGACUCUUUUCUUUCAAGUACUUUUACAUCUUCACUCCUUUGUUGUUUUCUCUUCUGUUGUUGAGGCUUUAACUUUGAAGGAAGAAAACAGUUUUUGUUACAUUUUAUAGUUUUUCAGUAUGUACUGCUUGAGAUUUGAUA
This is a messenger RNA of Arabidopsis lyrata subsp. lyrata, 2291 nucleotides long. Its product is annotated as proton pump-interactor 1. The record is from RefSeq and is a predicted model, not a curated record. The transcript is spliced from 7 exons. NCBI's taxonomy places the organism in Eukaryota, Viridiplantae, Streptophyta, Magnoliopsida, Brassicales, Brassicaceae. Bases 201 to 2030 code for a protein of 609 amino acids.